UUAACUUAAGAUUUGCAAAUAGUGGGCUUGUUAAUACUUGGGGCUUUGAAGGUUGCAAUUAAAUUUAUCACCGAAAUAUAUACAGGAAAGCCAUUGAUCAAUUUGCCCACCCACUACAAUUACAAUAUUAAUUCUUAUUUUCUUACAGCGUCAAUUAAAAUAUAAAGUAGCUACAAGUUUCGAUAGUAGAAAGUACUAUCACAGCAUGAAAAAAUCACCCAAGGUCCUCUCUCUACAAAUGGAACAGGAAUUAGGGGCCAAACCAAUUCUAAUCGAUUCCUGUCGAUCAAAUUUGGAGAACAAGAUAAAUGAUAACGAUCAGGGAGACGAUAUGGAUGAUGAUGAUGAGGAGUUGUCGGCAACUCCUGACAACCAAACGCUUUUGAGGUUACUCGAAGAAAAGGAGAAGAUAUCGCAUAUUUUUCGAUGUGUAAGAAUACAAGGAUUGGACACAUUCGAUGGUUUGCUUCUAUUCGGUAGAGAACACUGCUACAUUAUUGAUGGGUUUACUUUAAUGAAAAAUCGUGAAAUCCGUGACAUCGAUUCGGUACCAUCCGGAAGCUACGAGCCCAUUCUACCAAAUUCAGGCAACGGAAGAAUCUCCCAUGAACUAAGACAGAAUUCAAAAUUUGCUUAUGAGGAAAUAAGAGAAGUACAUAAAAGAAGAUAUCUCCUUCAACCAAUUGCAUUAGAGGUGUUCUCCGGUGAUGGCCGAAAUUUUUUGCUGAGCUUCCCAAGAAAAGUUAGGAAUAAAGUUUAUCAAAGACUUAUGUCUGUCGCCACCUCUAUUUCCGACAAUGCACAACAAUCGGUGGCAGGUCAAAGCCGAUCGGCUAAUGUGGAACAGUCUUCUGGAAUUUUCAGUAGCUUAAUAGGAGAAACGUCCGUUACUCAACGGUGGGUGCGUGGUGAAAUAUCAAAUUUUCAGUAUUUGAUGCAUUUGAAUACCCUGGCAGGUCGUUCCUAUAACGACUUGAUGCAAUACCCUGUGUUUCCAUGGAUUCUUGCUGAUUAUGACUCAGAAAGGCUGGAUAUGACCAAUCCCAAGUCAUUUCGCGAUUUCUCUAAGCCCAUGGGUGCCCAAUCUAAGAGUCGUUUGGAACAGUUUGAGAAAAGAUUUAAAGAGUGGGAUGAUCCACAUGGAGAGACUCCACCCUAUUUUUACGGAACGCAUUACAGCUCGGCAAUGAUUGUAUGUUCAUAUUUGGUGCGCCUGGAACCAUUCACACAACACUUUUUGCGCCUACAAGGAGGACACUUUGAUCUAGCCGAUCGGAUGUUUCACAGCAUUAAAGAGGCAUGGCAUUCCGCUUCCCAACACAACAUGGCUGAUGUCAAGGAGCUUAUACCCGAGUUCUUUUAUCUGCCAGAGUUUUUGAUCAACGAUAAUAACUUUGAUUUUGGAGUUAAGCAGAAUGGAGACAUUUUGAACCACAUCGUGCUACCCCCUUGGGCCAAAAAUGAUCCUAGGGAAUUCAUAAGAAUCCAUCGUGAUGCUUUGGAAAGUGAUUACGUUAGCCGAAAUUUAAAUCUGUGGAUUGAUUUAAUAUUCGGCUAUAAGCAGCGUGGUCAAGCGGCGGUAGAAGCUAUCAACGUAUUCCACCAUCUUUUUUACGAAGGAAAUGUCGAUAUAUAUAACAUUGAGGAUCCAUUAAAAAAGAACGCAACCAUAGGAUUUAUAAACAAUUUCGGACAAAUUCCAAAGCAGCUGUUUCGGAAAGCUCACCCAGCAAAAAGAACACAAACCUCCAAAAAUAACUUGAUAGAUUCUAGUUUGGUACUACUACCAGCAAAUAGCACAGCUAAAUUGUUUUUCCACAAUCUGGAAAACUUGAAACCAAGUUCCCAGUCUAUUAAAGAAGUGAAAGGUCCAGUGGGACAUAUAAUACAAGUGGAAAAAAUGGUUUUGGCUGUUGAACAAAACAAAAUUCUGAUGCCUCCCAAUUUCAACCGUUACAUUGCAUGGGGCUAUGCUGAUCAUUCCAUUCGCGUUGGCAUUUAUGAUUCAGAUCGAGCUCUAUUUGUAUGUGAGAACGUAGCACCAGAUUCAGGCGAAAUUCUUGCUUGUGUUUGUCCAAACUCUAAAACAAUAAUUAUGGCAGGCACUAACUCUAUUUUAACGGUCUGUGAUAUAGAUUUUAAGCAAAAACAAUUGCACGUGAAACAUACUUUACAUGGACAUUUUGACGCCGUAACAUCGCUAGCGGCAAGCUCAGCGUACAAUAUAAUUGUCUCAGGAUCAAAAGAUAAGUCAGCAAUCAUCUGGGACAUGUCAAGGUACAAAUACGUACGCCAAUUGUUGAACCACGUCGGAGUGGUAGCCGCUGUUAACAUCAAUGAAUUGACUGGCGAUAUCGCAACAUGUUCUGCAACAUGGCUUUACGUGUGGUCAAUAAACGGAGACUGUCUCGCAAAGGUUAACACAAGCAUUGGAUGUGCAGAUCGGAUGCAACAGAUAUUGUGUGUUACAUUUUCACACAAAAACGAGUGGGAUAAUGACAAUGUUAUCAUAACUGGAUCAACCGAUGGCGUCGUUAGGAUGUGGUCUUUAGAUCAUGUACAAAUACCUACGGAACGUCAAAGCUGUAGUGACAGUCAUCUUUAUGAAAACGAAUCUGACGAAAUUCGAGACACGGAUGGAGAAAGUUCAUCAUUUGUAGAUUACGGAGCUGUCGUUAGGUCAUCCUCCACAAGCAACAUAUAUGAACAAUACACAUUACAUGACAGUAAUCAACUUUCUGUAAACAACCUAGAAGAUUCGCACAACACACCUAUAAUAUCAACCUGCAAGAUUGGCUCGAAUGUUAAGGCCGUAUCAAUUGAUCGUCACCUAGAUAAGUACGACUCGAUGAUUCGCGAACCAGGUAAAGAGGAUUUACAUAAGUCAAAGAAAUCAUUCCGUUGGCAUCGUCAAUUGAUAUUCCGUACCAAAUUAAGUAUGCACACUGCAUAUGAUCUAAAGGGUAAUGUGGAACCUGCAAGCAUUACCUCUUUGGCAAUAUCCAAAGAUCACCGGACGGUUUUUGUCGGCGAUGCGCGUGGUAGAAUCUUUUCUUGGAGUGUAGCGGAUCAACCAGGUAAAGUAUUAUCGGACAGUUGGAUGAAACCAGGAGUCCGCGAUCGAUGUAAUGGAUGUCAUGUUCGGUUCAGUAGAUACGAAUCUAAGAACGUAUGCCGUAACUGUAGAAAAGAGUUCUGUGGAAAGUGUUGUCACUUGGAUUCAACCAUAUUCCAAUUAAGGAUUCGUACAUCUGUUGGCACCUGUAAAGUUUGCCAUAGCCGUCUACAAGAAACCAAUGAUAUAUAGGUAGAGAAACAGUUCAGUAUUCAAUGCAUUAUUACUGGAGUAGAGUGAGUUGUUGUGAUUUGCCCAUGAUUUCUUCAGUGGCGUAGCAAAGGAUGGGGGUUGGUUCACACUUAAAACCUCCCAGAUGUUUUUUUUUCUCGUAACAUCAUGUUUCUUUAUCAUUUAAAAAAUUUAGUGGAAAAAUAAUCUAAGCGAAAGUUUCUAGUUAAGCUAAAUUAUUAUCCAUAAGUAGUUAUAUGUGAUCAUCAGUGUAGCGCAAAAAAAUGUUGACUAGUAUAAGAGAUUCCACUCUCGGUUAAUAAACAGGGUUUCUUCCAUUCAUUUAGCAAAAAACAAUUUUUUAUGGGAUUAUGGAAUGAUAAGAUGUUAUGAUGAUAUUUUGUAUUUGUAGGCAACAAAAAAGGUAGUAAAGUUUGUGUUUAAUACAUAAAACCUGCCAAUUUCGCUUUAUGAGAGUCACAAUAAGCGAUUUAAUCAUUUCCUCUCACCCAUUCUUCAUUAUUCGCGAACAGCGAUUUGAAAAUUGCUGAUUGUGAUCUUUCAAAGCAACAUUGGCAGGUUUUAUGUGUACAACGCAUUUCUUACAAGAUCUUCUUUUUUUCUUCUAUUUGUUUUCUGUCGAUCUUGUUUUCCGUGCUGAGCACCAAUGCUACCGACGCCAGGGAGGCAGCUCCUACACCUGGACCCUACCUAUCGACUCAUCAACUCAUGAACCGGCGACCAUUAUCACGCUUACCACUACACCACCGGCGCCGCUUACAACCUCUUCUGGUAACUUACAAAUAUAAAAUAUAAUUAUAACAUGUUAUGCACUUCCCCUAGUAGCACCAGUAUUGGCCAUUGGUUCCUAUUUUGGCCACACUUCAGAAAACCGAUUAAAUUACAAUAUGUGUGUAUUUUGUGGUGUUUAUGUACACCGAUGAAUAUGAUUUGUACCAACAAACUGAACAUCUCAAAAUUGUGACCAAAAUAGAAACAUGGCCAAUACUGGUGCUAUAAAACAUUUUUUAUGCAAAAUAAAUGGAAGCAAGCCUGUAAUAAUAAGCAUGUUCAUCGAAUAGCUUGGCAACUGUAGAGCUCGUCAGCAACUGUUGAGCUGCUCAUGUGUUAAGUAGCCACUCGCCGAGCAUGUUGUGACAUGAGAGGUCCAUUAGAGGACAAAAUCGCAGAACAAUAAAUAAAUGU
Ochlerotatus camptorhynchus is the source of this 4492-nucleotide messenger RNA. RefSeq names its product WD repeat and FYVE domain-containing protein 3-like. The transcript has 13 exons. The record is from RefSeq and is a predicted model, not a curated record. Bases 206 to 3307 code for a protein of 1033 amino acids. Gene Ontology annotation, molecular function: metal ion binding; protein binding. NCBI's taxonomy places the organism in Eukaryota, Metazoa, Arthropoda, Insecta, Diptera, Culicidae.